AUGGACACCCUUCAACCCCGCCCUAUGGUGGUCUUGAACAAGAAGGCCUCAUCAACAAGUCUAGCAUCCAAGGAAGACACCACUGACUCCGCACGUUUCACCAGGAAGUUCGGCAAGCACAUACAGAAAAGACAGCUGGAAAUUCCAGAAUAUGCCGCCAGCUUUGUCGACUACAAAGCACUCAAGAAGCUUAUCAAGAAACUUAGCGCCACUCCAGUCAUACCACCGCUGAGCGAAGGAAGCAAUCAUGAUUUGCUCGACCCCCAGACCUCAUUACAGGCAAACAAGGCCACUUUCUUCUUCAGAGUGGAACGGGAACUCGAAAAGGUCAAUACCUUUUACUUGCAAAAAGAGGCAGAGUUGCGUCUACGCUUGGCCACCCUUCUGGAUAAGAAAAGAGUGAUGCAACAGCAUCCACAAUCUGUCUCAAAGACAUCUUCGCGUUACGUUGCUCUUGAAGAGGGACUAAAACAGUUUAGCAUGGAUCUCAACAAACUCGAGCAAUUUGUCGAAGUGAACGAAACUGCCUUCUCCAAAAUCCUCAAAAAGUGGGACAAAACAUCAAAGUCGAGAGAAAAACAGCUUUACCUUGCGCGCGCCGUCGAAGUCCAACCAUGCUUCAACCGAGAAGUCAUCAGCACACUCUCCGAUCAAGCUACUCAGGCGCUUUUUGAUUUUUCUGGAUGGGCUGAAGGUGAAGGGGUGCAAGCGCCUCAUCCUGCAGCUGAAGCACGCCUCUCCGAACCCGCAUUCGACGUCAAGAUUGAGCUCGACAACCAAUUUAUUCAGGCUAUCAAUACCGGAAACCAAGGCAAGACUCAAGAAUGUCUUGCUCGCCUAUCCACACUUCCUGACGCGCGUGAGCACGUUUCAAGGGCAUUCCUGAGCACCGUCGCAGAAGCACCAGAAUCUACGCUGAAAAUCCUUCUUGAUUCAAAUCUUGUGAAUAUUGCACAGGAAGACGAGAUCAAUGAGCGAAAUUGUCUCCACAAGGCUUCGAUCAGCGGACGCAUUGAAGUGCUCAAAUUUGGGCUUGCCAGCAAUGUAGAUGCUCACGCGACAGACGUGUACGGCAGGAUACCACUGCACUAUGCCUGCAUGCAUGGGCACGUUGAGUUGGUCGAAGAACUCAUCAACACCGCACCAGAUACGGUAAACUUUCGCGACCAAGACAGCUUUACACCCUUGAUCCAUGCGAUUGUGCAUUCAAAGCUUGCCUGUGUGGAGAUUCUCCUGUCGCGAGGCGCCGACCUUACUCGUCUAGGACCCGGAGAACAUGUGCCACUCAACCUCGCAUGCCAAUAUGCGUCGCUAGAGAUCCUGGAACUUCUUCUACAGAGGUCUGCCGAGAUGCUCCCAGAUGCAGAGGGACUGUUUCCACAGCACUUGGUGGCAAGAUCAGGAAAGGCACCACAGGCACUUCUCAUGCUACAGAAAUAUGGUGCGGAUCUUAAUCAAACAGACAAACUCUACCAGUGGACACCUCUGUUCCAUGCGGCGAGUGAAGGACAUGUAGAGUGUCUGCAGACACUGCUCCAAUGCGGAGUUGACGUGGACAUUGUGGAUGAGAAAGGCUUGUCUGCUAUGUACUACGCAACAUGGGAAGGCCAUAUUGAGUGCAUGACGCUGCUUGCUUCUGUAGGGCGUGGCAUUGGACUAAUGACACAGAAACAAGCCUCUCCGCAGAUCCCAUCACAAAUGUCGAGCUCGAUGCCUACAGCGAUGGAUAUCGAGGGCGACCCUGAUGGCAUCCCUGAGUUUAUCCUGCCCCCUCCCAUCAUCCCAUUCCGGAGAUAUGGACACAACUUCCUAGACACCAAGACAUUCGUUGUUAUCAAUUUCGAGAAGAUUGGCAAAGAUGCAAUCCGCUUCUACGACGAGUCCAAAUACCCAGCCGCAAGACUGACAAUUUCGUCAAAAAGCUCCGACCUUAUACCACGCAACAUCCUGUUACCCAUCCAAGAUGAGUUCAAAGUCAUCUCGUUCCAAAUCGAAAACCUGGAUACUUUCUCUAUCGACUUUGAUGUGUACCCCACGAUAGGAUCAAAGGUCAUUGCACGCAGUGUCGCGUCCUCGAAGGUGUUUACGGAGCGUUCCAAAGGCACAGGACGAUGGCAUCUUGAGCUGUUUGACCCCAGACUUCGCGCGAUUGGCAGGGUUACUUUUGACUUUCAAGUUGUGAAACCCUUCCAUGGUAUCCCACUGGAGAUUACUCAUUUUGCCACGUACUGGAAGGCUACGAGCCAGCUCGAUUCGCAGCCUCAUACUCUCAUCACAGGUUCAAGCCUAUCUGGCGAGUAUGUCCGAUUGUUUGUUCAGUUGACUGCCGACGGUAUACCGGUACUGCAUCCUCAGUGGAAAGUCAACCACCACGGCCUCGAAGUCCCGGUCAACAUCCUCACACAUGCACAAUUUGCUGCUAUUGGUGCUCAUCAAACCGCCACGACUGCAGACCAGCUCGCCACGGAGCUCAGUAAUGCUAGCGCAGAAGAUAUACCCAACAUCUAUCAGGUCAUGGCUUCUUCAUUCAUCACCCUGAAGGAGGCCUUGACAGCACUUCCAGCUCACAUCCAUGUUGAGUUGCACGUCCUGUUCCCGUCUAAACUCGAAGAGGAACACCUCAAGCUUGGGCCAACACUUGACAUGAACACUUUUGCAGACAAGAUCUUGUCUGUAGUUUUCGAGCACGCACGCCAAUUGAGAGAGCAGGGAGCGGGUGAGAUUGACAGUACCCUGAGGAGUGUGCUUUUUAGCUCCUUCAAUCAGGACAUCUGUACAGUCAUUAACUGGAAGCAACCCAACUACCCAGUUCUCCUUUGCAACGAGCUCGGCGCAGACAGCUCUCGGUCGCCUUCAGGAAGUACGCACAUUGUUUUGAGCAGUGGUCGCACGAGGAUAUCUGUGAAGGAGGCAGUGCAGAUUGCAAGAGACAACAACUUCAUGGGUCUGAUAUGCAGUUCUCGUCUGCUGUCGCUUGCUCCUGCCCUGAUCGAAUCGAUAAAGACAGCCGGACUCGUUCUCGUAACAGACGUUACGGAUUCCCCCGUCGAAAACAUCGGGCAGCCUGGAAGCCUACAUGUCGCAAAUCCACGCCGACAAGCCACACCCGAGGGAGUUGACGGAUAUCUGAAGGGAAACGGUAACCUAUGGCGACAACAAGGCACACGUGCUGGACAGAAUGGUUUUACGGGGGGGAUUGGCACGCAGACGGCAUUUGCAAGUGAAAGUACGACUGCAAAUGCUGCUGCCAAAGCUGCGGGGAGGAGUGCAAAGAGCAGCAAGAGACGGAGACAAGUGGUUUUGGUAGGAGGCGGACUCAUCAUUGGCACAACAGCAGUCACAUUCAACGAAGAUGCCAGGCACGUCUACGUAGCUGCACAGAGGAGUUACCGGGUAGUUUCGACGCUGGUACUGAACAUCAGAGACUACCGCCAUGUGCUCAAGCUCGACGACGAGCCGGAUUACAAUGAGCAACUCAAGGCGUGCCACCUUCGAUGCGCCAAACGCACGCUUCGCACUCUCGAGAAGAACGGGUCGAUAUUUGUCAAACUGGGCCAACAUCUUAGCAGCAUGAACUACCUCCUCCCCAACGAAUGGUGUGAUACGUUUAUCCCGCUACAAGACAAGUGUCCGGUCUCGUCGUUCGAAUCGAUACAGGAAAUGUGCCGACAAGACACGGGUCUAGAGAUAUUUGACUUCUUCUCCGAGUUUGAGGAGCAGCCGAUUGGCGCUGCGUCACUGGCUCAAGUACACCGGGCUACGGUGCGCGAGACAGGGCAAAAAGUCGCAGUCAAAGUGCAGCAUCCUGCGUUGGACGAAUGGGCCAGGCUCGAUCUGGCGCUGACGAGUUUCUCUUUCGCCACGCUCAAGCGCUGGUUCCCCGAGUACGAUCUUACAUGGCUAUCCGACGAAAUGGAGCAAUCUCUGCCCAAAGAGCUGGACUUCACCCUCGAGGGCAAGAACGCCAUGCGGGCACGCGAGUACUUUUCCCACGUCCGCGAGGUACCGGUCAUCAUACCCGAGGUGCUCUGGGCAAAGCGGCGGCUGCUGGUCAUGGAAUACGUAUCUGGAUUCCGGACCGACGAUCUCAAGAGCCUGGACGAGCAUGGCAUUGAUAGGGACGAGGUCUCAGCGGCACUGGCACGUAUAUUCAACGAGAUGAUUUUCGGCAAGGACGCACCGCUGCAUUGCGAUCCCCACGGUGGGAACAUUGCUAUUCGGCACAAUCCUGCGCGAGGCGGCAAGAACAAUUUCGAUGUUAUCCUCUAUGACCAUGGAUUGUAUCGCGAUAUCCCCAUGCCCAUACGACGCAGCUAUGCGAAGCUCUGGCUCGCUGUGCUGGAUGCGGAUGAGGCGGGCAUGCGGAAGUAUGCAUAUGAAGUUGCGGGUAUCAAGGAUGAGCACUUUCCGCUUUUUGCAUCGGCCAUCACGGGCAGGGACUACACAGUACUGGCUAAGAAAGAGAAUGGAGGUGGGGGUGUCAUGACAUCGAGGACGAGUGAAGAGAAGAAAGUGAUUGGAGAUGCGUUGGGAGAAGGGCUGAUUGAGAAUCUGAUUGAGCUGCUGGGUCAAGUACCGAGGGUCAUUUUGCUGAUUCUCAAGACGAACGAUUUGACACGCUCGCUUGACGAGGGCCUGCACACGCGUCAGGGACCGGUGCGCACGUUUCUUAUUCUUGCCCGGUACGCGUCUCGCACGGUGUAUGAGGAGUGCUUGGACAAUCUUGGGGGAUCCAUACUGUGGCCGACCAACUUUUUGUACUGGUUGGCGGCGUGGACGAGAUACAUGAGGGUGGAGAUGCAAUUGAGUGGGUAUGAGACAUAUCUCAAGUUUCGGGCAUUGCUGGGCAUGAAGAAGAUGGAGAUUGGGGAUAGUUUCCGGGAGUAG
Bipolaris oryzae ATCC 44560 is the source of this 4887-nucleotide messenger RNA. RefSeq lists its product as uncharacterized. The transcript is spliced from 12 exons. Gene Ontology annotation, biological process: proteolysis; lipid metabolic process; lipid homeostasis. The record is from RefSeq and is a predicted model, not a curated record. Gene Ontology annotation, cellular component: mitochondrial inner membrane. Gene Ontology annotation, molecular function: protein binding; aspartic-type endopeptidase activity; phosphoric diester hydrolase activity. The coding region runs from base 1 to 4887 and encodes 1628 amino acids. Lineage: Eukaryota; Fungi; Ascomycota; Dothideomycetes; Pleosporales; Pleosporaceae.